AUGGCAGCUGGGCAAACAACACCACCUUCCCCCAUUUCACCACUGCCUCAACAGCCUCCAAGUUUGUCUGUCCAAGCUCCGAUGGCAGCGACCUCACCAGCACCACCUCUCCUCACUCCACCACUGCCUCAGAAGCCUCCAAGUUUGCCUGUGGAAGCUUCAAUAGUAGUUCCGCCACCUGCAACACCUCCCCCCAAUUGUUGCGAUAAAUGCAUGAAAUGCUGGACGUGUCUGCUUCGUACUGAGAAUUGCUUCCAUCAUUUCUGGGAUUACUACACUGCUUGCUUGGAAUGCGAUAUAUAG
Messenger RNA from Mangifera indica (mango), 303 nucleotides. Its product is annotated as vegetative cell wall protein gp1-like. Lineage: Eukaryota; Viridiplantae; Streptophyta; Magnoliopsida; Sapindales; Anacardiaceae. The record is from RefSeq and is a predicted model, not a curated record. The transcript has 2 exons. The coding region runs from base 1 to 303 and encodes 100 amino acids.